ACGCCGGGUAGUGGCCUCCCCUUUAUUCCACCAGAUUCUUGCCAACCUCUGCGUUGCUUGUCGCUCUCUCUUCUUGGACACUACUACUGCCCUCACCGCGCACCUUCUCUCGUUGCCGCAUCGUGCGUCGUGCUUCCACCCCUUCUCACACUCGCUUGCAAGCUCCACCGCGUCAACAUCCAUUGACAACGCGAGCGGAUUUGUCGACUUACAUUUCUUCCCACCCGUCCGCGUUUCACCAACAGCAGCAGUAACACGUCCGAGUCUUCCGCACCGCGGUAAAUCACACACACAAUGGCCUUCAGGUACAUCGUGCCGGCUUUGGCCGUUGCAGGCAGCGCGUUCGCACAAUGCGGAGAGGAGGGCGCCACCACCACCAUCCAGAGCGCUGCCGACGCGACCGGUCUGUCCGGCUGCUCGACCUACUCCGGCAGCAUUGCCAUCUCCACCAGCACGACCGACAACAUUGACUUGGCCGGCAUUUCGCGCAUCGAUGGCUCCCUCAUCGCCGACAACGUUACCGGCAUUGUGCAGCUGGGUGCUUCCGACCUCGAGGAGAUUGGCCAGAAUUUCGACCUCAAUGGUUUGACAAUUCUGUCUACCCUCAGCUUCCCGAGACUGGCCAAGGUUGACACCAUCAACUGGAUCGCUCUGCCUGCUCUUCAAGGCCUCACCUUCUCGACAACCGGUGUCCAAGAAGUCAACAUGCUCCGAAUUGACAACACCGAACUCGGAUCUCUCGACGGUAUCAACCUCCAGGUCGCCGAUACCAUCUACAUCGCCAACAACCGCUUCCUCAACUCUGUCAACAUGCAGCUCGGCAACGUCACUGAGGCCAUGACCUUCACCAACAACGGUGAGGACCUUGUUGCUGAAUUCCCCAACCUGGAGUGGGCCAACAACAUCACCAUCCGCAACCUGUCCUCCGUGUCCAUGCCAUCUCUCGCAUCUGUGAACGGUUCUCUCGGCUUCUACGGCAACACCUUCGAGAACUUCUCUUCUCCAAACCUCACCAGCGUCGGUGGCUCGCUUGCUUUCGUCAGCAACGACCAGCUCAAUAACAUCACUCUGCCAGAGUUGACCACUAUCAGCGGAGGCUUCCAGAUCGCCAACAACACCAACUUGGAGACCAUCAACGGCUUCCCUAAGCUCGCCACUGUUGGCGGUGCUCUUGACUUCACUGGAUCUUUCUCUGGUGUCGAGAUUCCUGCCCUCGAGGAUGUCCGUGGUGCCUUCACUCUCCUGUCCAACCAGGACAUCCAGGAGGUGUGCUCCAACUUCCAAGGUCAAGCUGGCAGCGCUAGGGCCAUCAAGGGUACUUUCACCUGCAGGGGUAACACAGAUCCUAAGGACGGCAGUGCGACCGGCUCUGGCUCUGGCAGCAGUUCUUCGGACAGCGCUGCCAGCCCGCUCCUCAUUCCAGGUGCUACUGGUGUCCUCGGUGUUGUCGCUGCCAUCUUUGGCCUGCUCUAAGCGCGACGCCCAUCGUAACUGGCAAGAUUUGUUUUCUGCUUAGAGGCGGCGUUGUAGCGUGGUAUCGCUCCUUGGGGCUCAUUUGAACAGUUCGGCCUGCAUUGCAUAGACUAAUCGUAUCGUUUACGCACCCAAAACAUGAUACUGCAUACACGUCACCACUCUCUCACGACCCGAUGACUUGUUUCUUCAGCGAGCAUGCGUAGCACGGCACAGAAAAGCAAAAGAUGUACCUUGAGAACCCAGGCUGUUGCGAAACGGAACGAUGGACGAACUUACAACUAAGAGUAAUCGUGGUGGAUGGAAAGAAAUGAUAGCCAGCUAUAGACAUGGCUGCGCUUGGGUAUGGAGUUCGCGCGGUCCAAUGUUCAGUGACAUCGCAAUUGUCCUUUACGGUGCACACGAGUAGAUUAAUACAUGGUUUUUGAUUGACACACUACCACCGCCCUUCGUCGUAAGAGAACCAAGAACGACAUAUUUAUGAAACGCUGGAUAGAGUUUGUGUCCCUG
Molecule: messenger RNA, 1983 nt
Organism: Cercospora beticola
Lineage: Eukaryota; Fungi; Ascomycota; Dothideomycetes; Mycosphaerellales; Mycosphaerellaceae
Biological process (GO): fungal-type cell wall organization
Cellular component (GO): fungal-type cell wall; plasma membrane
Source: RefSeq, a predicted model, not a curated record